CUCGUCGACGUCGAACACACCCUAGAGAGCUUGCAGGCACAAGAAGAUACAGAUGGCAACAUGCAAAUCACGAUCGAAGAUGCCGGCCCGAAGGUGAGCUAAGAAGGAGCAGAGAGAGAGAUUGACUCAGCAAAACUGAAGCCUCUUGCUACCUAGGUAAUGGCCCUGCGAACGGCCGCGUCCGGCGGCCACAACCGAUUCGACAUCAGGGGAACGUACAUGCUCUCAAAUCUCUUGCAGGAGCUAUACAUGGCUAAGGAGUUCGGACGGAAGCGCAUCAUCCUCGACAUAGGUCGCCUCAACGAAAACCCCGUAAGCAGACUAUCCCGACUCAUCAGAAAUCAGUUUUGGGAAGGCCUGACCCGCCGCAUCGAUGCCUCGAGUAUCGAAAUUGCCGCAAAAGACCCCAAGGACUGGACGGACGACCCGCAGCCCCGCAUCUACGUCCCGAGGGGCGCUCCGGAGCAGUACGAGUAUUACAAGAAACUAGCUCAGGAUCGGCCCGAGAUUCGGCUCGACGUCCAGCUCCUACCCGAGAAGAUAACCCCCGAGAUGGUGCGAGAUAUGAACGAGAAACCGGGACUCCUCGCUGUCGCCAUGGAGGAGUUUGUCGACCCGAAGACGGGGGAGAAGACGCUGCGGGGACUUCCGUUUGUCGUUCCGGGAGGGCGGUUCAACGAGCUGUAUGGGUGGGAUAGUUACAUGGAGUCUCUCGGGCUCCUCGUCAACGACAAGGCGCACUUGGCGAAGUCGAUGGUCCAAAACUUCUGCUUCUGCAUCAAGCACUACGGGAAAAUCCUGAACGCCACCAGGUCGUACUAUCUGAUGCGAUCCCAGCCGCCGUUCCUGACGGAUAUGGCGCUGAGAGUAUACGAAAAGAUUCAGCACGAACCUGGUGCGGUCGAGUUCCUGCGCACGGCGCUUCUCGCCGCCAUCAAGGAAUACUACUGCGUGUGGACGUCGGAGCCGCGGUUGGAUCAGAAGACUGGCCUCUCGAGAUACCGACCGGAAGGACUGGGCGUGCCGCCGGAAACGGAGGCGUCCCACUUCGUCCACAUUCUUGAACCUUACGCUGAGAAAUACAACAUGAGCUUCAAGCAGUUCGUGCGGGCUUACAACUAUCGGGAGGUGUCGGAGCCGGAAUUGGACGAGUACUUCCUGCACGACCGAGCGGUUCGUGAAUCGGGUCACGAUACCUCGUACCGGCUGGAGAAGGUCUGCGCCAAUCUCGCGACGAUCGACCUGAACUCGCUGAUCUACAAGUACGAGAUGGACAUCGCCCGCACCAUCCGCAACGUGUUCGGCGAUAAGCUGGAGAUUCCGGCGGAGUGGUGCGGCGACGGGAUGGUACCCGGCCAAGUCGAGACAUCGGCCAUCUGGGACCGUCGCUGGAAGAGGCGACGGGCGGCGAUCCACAAAUACUGCUGGAACGAAGAGAAGGGCAUGUACUUCGACUACGACACGGUGAAGCAAGAGCGGUGCACGUACGAGACGUGCACUACCUUUUGGCCGCUCUGGGCCGGGGUGCCAGACCCCGAGAGGGCAGCCAAGGUGGUCAAAUGCGCGGUGCCCAAGUUCGAGGCUUACGGCGGUCUCUUGUCCGGGACCGAGGAGUCUCGCGGCGCUGUCAGCCUGGAGCGGCCUAACCGACAGUGGGAUUAUCCGUACGGGUGGGCGCCGCAGCAGAUGCUCGCGUGGACGGGCCUGUACCGCUACGGGUAUGCGGACCUCGCGCAGAAGCUGGCUUACAAGUGGUUAUUCAUGGUCACGAAAGCCUUCUUCGACUUUAACGGCGUCGUCGUAGAGAAGUACGACGUCACUCGACCCGUCGAUCCUCAUCGAGUCGACGCCGAGUACGGGAACCAAGGGUCCGAUUUCAAGGGCGUCGCAAAGGAAGGGUUCGGUUGGGUUAAUGCCAGUUACGUGUACGGACUGCAGUUUAUCAACACGGAGAUGAAGAGAGCGCUGGGGACGCUCACUCCUUACGAAACCUACGAACGGGCUCAGCAGCUGAAGGAAGAGAAGCUGCUUCAAGAGCUGCCCUAAAACGUAUUUGACGUAUAGAAAAGAGAUUUGAGGGGGAUGGUAGUGCCACUUCUGUCACUUUCUCGAGGACAGCAUAAUCCCGAUUGGACACGUUUGAUAUGCCUCUAGAACGGUCGCAAAUGGGCCCAUCGCAUGGGCAAGACGUCUUUAGUUUAGAGGGGAGAAGGAGGAGAGGGUAGGGAAAGGAUAGAUACAC
Durotheca rogersii is the source of this 2242-nucleotide messenger RNA. RefSeq names its product trehalase. Gene Ontology annotation, biological process: trehalose catabolic process. The coding region runs from base 160 to 2046 and encodes 628 amino acids. Gene Ontology annotation, molecular function: alpha,alpha-trehalase activity. The record is from RefSeq and is a predicted model, not a curated record. Lineage: Eukaryota; Fungi; Ascomycota; Sordariomycetes; Xylariales; Xylariaceae. The transcript is spliced from 2 exons.